Molecule: messenger RNA, 684 nt
Organism: Penicillium pulvis
Lineage: Eukaryota; Fungi; Ascomycota; Eurotiomycetes; Eurotiales; Aspergillaceae
Product: EXPERA domain-containing protein
Exons: 4
Coding region: 1-684 (227 amino acids)
Biological process (GO): sterol biosynthetic process
Cellular component (GO): membrane; endoplasmic reticulum
Molecular function (GO): C-8 sterol isomerase activity; steroid Delta-isomerase activity; cholestenol delta-isomerase activity
Source: RefSeq, a predicted model, not a curated record
AUGCCGAGUGGCUCCUCUCACCCCUACUACCCCCUCGGCGCCGACAUUGUCGGCUAUUCGCCCAACCAGACCCCUGUCUUGGAGCUACUGGUCAAAGCUAGUGGAGGAUGUGCAGUCCUUCUCGGACUGACCUUUGCAGUGGCCAGUUAUGUGCGACCAACUCUUAACAUCGCGGAUCGGAUCGCCAUCUUGUGGUUUGUGCUCUCUGGAACUCUACACUGUUUCUUUGAGGGCUAUUUCAUGCUGCAUCAUGCUCAUAUGGCCUCAGCGCAGGAUCUAUUCGGGCAGCUAUGGAAAGAGUACGCACUUUCCGAUUCCCGAUACAUGACAUCAGACACACUGGUGCUAUGCAUGGAGACCAUAACCGUGCUCUUGUGGGGGCCCCUCUGCUUCGUUGUUGCAUAUUUGACCGCAACGCGGCACUCAUUGCGCCACCCGAUGCAAAUCGUUGUGUGUAUGAGCCAUCUUUACGGCGAUACGCUAUACUACGCUACUAGUUUGUUCGACCACUAUGUCCAUGACCGACCUUAUAGUCGACCAGAGGGAUAUUAUUUCUGGGUCUAUUACUUUUUGAUGAAUUUCAUCUGGAUUGUGGUCCCGUUUUAUUAUCUUUGUAGCAGCAUGCGGACCCUCUCAACCGUCAUGAAGAGACAAGGGUCAGCAGAGUGGAAGAAAGCCCAGUAG